Molecule: messenger RNA, 840 nt
Organism: Acanthosepion pharaonis
Lineage: Eukaryota; Metazoa; Mollusca; Cephalopoda; Sepiida; Sepiidae
Source: the annotation of a GenBank genome assembly
AUGUUUUAUAUUCCAUGUGACAAAGCAAACACGAGAGACUAUUUCAAAGAAUGGAAUGGUUAUUCUUUGUUAGUGGCUGCGGUUUCUGUCGGCAAUGUUGGUCAAUUGGCAGCAGAUUUAAUUGUGUCCACUUUGGAGAUGACCAGUGUUGGUUACAUCUAUGAUGAAAGUAUUCUGCCUGUGGUGGGAAAUAACCCUUACUCAGCAGUUUCUCAUUCUUCCUGUUCAUUGGUUACAGGCUGUGAAGUGUAUGAAUGUCCAGAAAAACAGUUGGUGUUGAUAUUACAGAGAGCUCCAUUUGUGAGGGGUAAACGUGCUGGAUUUCGAAAACGCCUUGUACAAUGGAUCAAAGCUCACACAUUUAACCAGGUUAUCAUUCUUACAAGCAGUUUUUCUCAUGAACGCCUUGACUCCCAGUUGAUGGGUUCUCAGUUCCGUUUCCUGACUUCUCUCAGUUUGGAAUCAACAGUUGGGGAUCUUUUCAGAAAUAAAUUCAAAUGGAAGCAAUUGGAAAAAAGACCUUGUUUUCCUGCUCCUUCAGGACUUGAAAGUGGUAGCAAUGACCAAACUGGAACAAUCUAUAUACCUGGAGGUGGUAUUGCAAAGACAUUAUUCACAGAUUGUUGCAAUUCAGACUUGAAUGUUAUUGUGCUGCUGCUAUUUUGUGCUGAAGGAGACAAUGCCUGGCAUGCCCAGUAUUUAGCCACUCGGCUCAAUCAAUGGCUGUCACUGAUCCCAGUUUCUCCAAAUGCAGAUCUACAAGCAACUGGAAAUUGGACAAUUCCUCCUUCUUGGAGAUUGACUUUUGGAAGUGCUUUUGAUCCAACACUUUAUCACUGA